UACCAUGGGGGUCAGACAGUGGCUGGUCUUUCUGCUGCUGUUGCUGCUACUUAUGGGGGGCCUAGGGCAGCCUAUGUGGCCAGCCCUUGUGGCCCUGGUCCUGCACCGGCUCCUGGGAGACCUCACAAGCUUUGGGCUGCUCGGCCUGGUGGUACUGUCUUGGCCUUGGAUUAACCCCUGGAUGCCCCACUGGCUGAGCCUGGCUGUGGCGGCACUUACACUGACUCUGUUGCCUCCAAGACUCCCCCCAGAGUUACGCUGGCUGCCUGUAGAUGUGGGCUACGUGAUCAAGAUGCUCCGCCUGGGCCUAUACAUCAGGACACGCUUGAAACGAAAGCCUCCUGACACCUUUGUGGAUGCCUUUGAACGGAGAGCACAAGCACAGCCUGACCGGGUGUCUGUGAGGUGGAUAGGGCCUGAAGCCUGUUCAGUUACCAUGGGCCAGCUGAACGCCCGGGCCUGCCAGGCAGCCUGGGCCCUGAGGGCUGAACUGGGUGGUCCCGGGGGCCUGAGGGCCAUGGAGCCAGUGGCCCUCUUGGUUCAGGGUUCCUGGGCAAUUCCUGCUCUGAGCUUGUGGCUGGGGCUGGCCAAGCUGGGCUGCCCGACAGCCUGGAUCAACCCACAUGUGCGCGGGCCACCCCUGGUGCACUCAGUGACGGUUUCUGGGGCCAAGGUGCUGCUGGUCAGCCCAGACCUCCAGGAGAACCUUGAGGAGGUUCUUCCUGAGCUCCGAGCCCAAAACAUCCGCUGUGUCUACAUCAGCCACAGGACCCCAACCCUGGGUGUUGGGGCUCUGGGAGCGGCCUUGGAUGCUGCACCCUCUGACCCAGUGCCUGCCCACUUGCGUAAGGAAGUCACAUGGCGAAGCCCUGCCCUAUUCAUCUAUACCUCAGGGACCACAGGGCUCCCCAAACCAGCCAUCAUCUCUCAUGAGCGGGCACUGCAGAUGAGCACACUGAUAUCCUUCUGUGGGGCCACAAGGGACGACGUAGUCUACAAUGUUCUGCCUCUGUACCACUCCAUGGGGCUUAUUGUCGGACUUCUCGGCUGCUUAGAACUCGGAGCCACCUGUGUCCUGGUCCCCAAGUUCUCGGCCUCCUGCUUCUGGGAUGACUGUCGGCAGCAAGGCGUGACUGUGGUUCUGUAUGUGGGUGAGGUCCUGCGGUACCUAUGCAAUGUUCCCCAGCGGCCAGAAGACAGGAUGCAUACAGUCCGAAUGGCAAUGGGCAACGGGCUCCAGAAGGACGUGUGGGAAGCCUUCCAGCAGCGUUUUGGUCCCGUUCGGAUCUGGGAAUUAUAUGGCUCCACAGAGGGCAACGUAGGCCUAAUCAACUACCCAGGGCGCUGCGGGGCGGUGGGCAAGACGAGCUGCCUCCUUCAGAUGCUGUCUCCCAUGGUGCUCGUGCGAUUUGACACGGAGAAGGCCGAGCCGCUGCGGGACACAAGGGGCUUCUGCAUCCCUGUGGGUCCAGGUGAGGCCGGCCUCCUGUUGACCCGGGUGCUGGACCGCAGCCCCUUCCUGGGCUACCGCGGUCCCCGGGAGCAGUCGGAGCGGAAACUGGUGCGGAACGUGCGGCGCGCGGGCGACGUCUACUACAACACCGGGGACGUGCUAGCUGCGGACCGUGAGGGCUUCCUGUACUGGCGCGACCGCCUGGGGGACACCUUCAGAUGGAAGGGUGAGAAUGUGUCCACGCGGGAUGUGGAGGCCGUACUGUCCCGCGUGGACUUCUUGCGGGAAGUGAAUGUCUACGGCGUGUCUGUGCCAGGCUGUGAGGGUAAAGUGGGCAUGGCUGCCGUGCAGCUGGCCCCCGGUCAGGCUUUCGAUGGGCAGAGGCUCUACCAGCAUGUCCGCACCUGGCUCCCUGCCUACGCUGCUCCCCACUUCGUCCGCAUCCAGGACGCCCUGGAAAUCACAAGCACAUUCAAACUAGUGAAGUCCCGCCUGGUGCGUGAGGGCUUCGAUGUAGGGGUCAUCACUGAUCCCCUGUUCAUACUGGACAACAAAGCCCAGGCCUUCCGGCCCCUGACAGCAGACACGUACCAGGCUGUGUGUCAGGGUUUGUGGAAGCUUUGACCUGGCUAGCCCACAAGACAUCCAACGGAGCUGAGGCUAACACCCCAGGAUCACUUCCACCCCGUUCCUGUACCAAGUUCUGAGCCCGAAUGCAUAAGGGUACCAGAACAGUGAAAAUAAACAAUGUAUACAUAGAA
This is a messenger RNA of Dipodomys spectabilis (banner-tailed kangaroo rat), 2214 nucleotides long. It is a transcript of the gene Slc27a5, whose product is annotated as solute carrier family 27 member 5. NCBI's taxonomy places the organism in Eukaryota, Metazoa, Chordata, Mammalia, Rodentia, Heteromyidae. The record is from RefSeq and is a predicted model, not a curated record. Gene Ontology annotation, biological process: very long-chain fatty acid metabolic process; long-chain fatty acid import across plasma membrane; ketone body biosynthetic process. The coding region runs from base 5 to 2077 and encodes 690 amino acids. The transcript is spliced from 10 exons. Gene Ontology annotation, molecular function: fatty acid transmembrane transporter activity; long-chain fatty acid-CoA ligase activity; long-chain fatty acid transmembrane transporter activity. Gene Ontology annotation, cellular component: endoplasmic reticulum membrane; endoplasmic reticulum.